Molecule: messenger RNA, 3120 nt
Organism: Sardina pilchardus (European sardine)
Lineage: Eukaryota; Metazoa; Chordata; Actinopteri; Clupeiformes; Clupeidae
Gene: mdfi
Product: MyoD family inhibitor
Exons: 5
Coding region: 617-1648 (343 amino acids)
Source: RefSeq, a predicted model, not a curated record
UACCGGAGUCGGGACACGUAAGAUCCAACUCAUUGGGCUCGUGUGCUCGCCCGGAGGUCGGACAACUGCGUGCCUACAGACACGCGAGGAAUUUAAUGUCAACAGUACCGACAGAAAGCGACAGAAAGUGAGUUUGAGAGUCACGGAGACUUGCUUUGACUGCUGUCAAGUCUUUCAAAGUUUUGAAUCAAGUUGGGAAUCAAGGUCUGGAUCCUUCGUAACAUUUAUCAUUUAUUCUGUGCAUUUUGAAUGGUUCGAAGAUUAUUGUCGAUUAGGAAGUAGUUUUCGUUGUUGUUGUGACAUUUCGAAACAUCUUUUAAUGAAACCACAUGCACAAAAGUUUACAUGAAGAGAAAAAAGUCUGGUUUUCGCGGAACGGGGAAGUUUGAAGACCUUGGUGAAGAACUGCCUUUUCUGCUGAGGGAAAAAGCAUGUAUUAUUGAAACUGCACUUCUGAUUUCUACGGCGUGACGGCCUUAUUUCUGCUCACCUGGCCCCCACCUCACACACUCACUCACACACACUCACUCACACACGCACACACACACACACUCACUCACACACACACACACACACACACACACACACACACACACACACACACACACACACACAGAUGUCGGAGGAGGAGAACCGCCUCGCUGCCAGCGUGCCCGAACCCCCAGACGGGGCAGCAGCGCCAGCCGCCACCCAGCCCUCCACAGUGGACAGCACUCCCGCCCAGACUGGCACAGGGGACGAGCGGAGACAUGGGCAGGAGGAGCCAGCACGGACAGAAACACCAGUCAUCUCCACGGAAACACCAGUCAUCUCCACGGAAACACCGGUCAUCUCCACGGAAACACCGGUCAUCUCCACGGAGACGGCAUCAACCAAAGAUGAGGAGCCUGGCGUCAACAACAACAUCCUGUCCCAGCCGGACCUGAGCGCAUCGCACAACAGCACCACGAGUCCACCGGACCCGACCGCACCAAAGAGCAUCACCAGCCAACCGGACCCGACCGCACCAAAGAGCAUCACCAGCCAACCGGACCCGACCGCACCAAAGAGCAUCACCAGCCAACCGGAGCCCAGCACACCAAACAAGGGCAUCACAAGUCAGCCCCAGGCGCGGUCCACUCCGCUGCAUCGUGCAGGUGAGAGCGCAGCGCUGCUGAGGAACGGGUCAUCAUCUCGUCCGCACACGACGCAGCCGCAGUCCAACGGCGUGCGUAACGGAGGCCCCCCCGCGCUGCCCCGUGCCGCCUCUUCCUCCUCCUCCUCUUCCUCGUCCGCGGGACACCGGAACCCCAAGAAGCUGCAGUCCAACCCCUCCAUCACCAGCCAGACCAGCAAGCGCAGCAAGAGCAGCUCCAAGUCCAACAGCUCGCACAUACCCACCGAGGCACAGGACGAUUGCUGCGUUCACUGCAUCCUGGCGUGCCUGUUCUGUGAGUUCCUGACGCUGUGCAACAUCGUGCUGGACUGCGCCACGUGCGGCUCGUGCGCGUCGGACGACGCCUGCUUCUGCUGCUGCUGCGCGUCAGAGGAGUGCGGCGACUGCGACCUGCCCUGCGACCUCGACUGCGGCAUCAUCGACGCCUGCUGCGAGUCCGCCGACUGCCUGGAGAUCUGCAUGGAGUGCUGCGGACUCUGCUUCUCCUCCUGAGCCAAUCAAAAACGCCAGCUCUUAGCUGUCACUCACACGCUGCCUGCACUCCUAUUGGCUCAGGGGCUCCGAAUGGGCCAGCCUCCAAAUGGGUCCAGCCAAUGGGAGGAUUUCUGUUUUAGCUCUUCCGCCUGAAACUUAGCGGAGGAUUGAGACCCUGGACUCUUCAUCACCAGCCUUUAGAACUCUUUGAGACGGAACACUGGACUCUUCAUCACCAGCCUUUAGAACUCUCAUGAGAUGGCCGAUGGAGCAACGACUGGAAGCAGAACUUGGUGCUCAGUGACUGAGUUUCGUCUGCACAUUUCCAAACAUCUCAACUUGGCUGUUUUUUUUUAAAUCCAAUCAGCAGCUGGAGACUCAGUCCUGUGAGCCAGUGUGAAGACAGGGUGUGUGUGUCUCUCAAGUGGAAGCCCCAUACAGCAACACACUUCGCUGAGUGGCACACACUUGUUUUCUGUGGCAAGUUUAGUGUAGUUUCUCUGCUAAUUGUCAUUAGGAAUAAUAUUGUUAGCAUAGUUUAGUGGGAUCUUACUGGAGAUUAGCCCCUGUUAGCAUAGCUGUGCUGUUAGCUUAGCUGUGCUGUUAGCGUAGCUGUGCUGUUUGCAUAGCUGUGCUGUUAGAGUAGCUGUGCUGUUAGCAUGGCUGUGCUGUUAGCAUAGCUGUGCUAUUAGCGUAGCUGUGCUGUUAGCGUAGCUGUGCUAUUAGCAUAGCUGUGCUAUUAGCGUAGCUGUGGUGAGAUAGGAGAUCAAUAUGAUACUCUUCUGGAAUUCUUCAAGACUGGACGUCAGUGAUCUAGAUAUUACUGUUCUGUGGUGUUUGCACUCUUUAGAGAGAGUGUAAGGUUAAGCAUUUGUAAUGGAGUUAAAUCUAAUAAAUCUAAUGCUUAAUUAAAUAAAGCUAAGGCUACUGUGGAGAAACAUCCCAAUCUACUAGCAUUUCACUAACAGUCAGAGGCAGAUAUCCUGGAUUCAGAACAUGAAAGUCCUGGCCAGUAUUUGAUCCAACCAUUUAGUUAACUAGCUCAUCCUAACAAGCGGCCAGGUAGAUCAGAUAAUUAGUGAUAUCACCUGUGUUAAGUGCACAGGUAGAAAGAAUAAAAAGCAGUACUUCUACUUUCUGAACCCAGGAUGUGCACCUCUGCUAGCCUUAGUUUUACUCAUCACUCAUCAGUAUUGUAUGUCAGGGUAUGGGUAAGAAUCUGUACAGGUGAGCUCUGAACUUCACCACUCAUUAGUAGUCUAUUUCAAUUUCAAUUUUCAAUUCAAUUUCACUUAUAGAGUGCCAAAACAUUACACAUGUCUCAUGGCGCUUUACAGAAUGCUAUACAGUAACAUAUAGUAACAGGGACGAGGAAAAACUGCAUAGAGUUGGAGAUACAUAGUAUAGUAUAGUACAGGAAGAGACCUUGGACAGAUCCACAACUCAAGGGCCCAAGCCAUGUGCCCAGUAUAGGGUCAGUCACAGUACAG